Pseudomassariella vexata is the source of this 1101-nucleotide messenger RNA. RefSeq lists its product as uncharacterized. Lineage: Eukaryota; Fungi; Ascomycota; Sordariomycetes; Amphisphaeriales; Pseudomassariaceae. The record is from RefSeq and is a predicted model, not a curated record. The coding region runs from base 1 to 1101 and encodes 366 amino acids. The transcript has a single exon.
AUGUGUUCGGCAGCAGAGGCAGCUCAGCCCGUUGCCAACCUAUUAACCGUCAUCAUCGCCACAUCCCCUACCCCUUCUGCGCCUUCGACCGAGUUGAUAUCCACAAUCUUGGAUUCCUUCCAAAAACACUGCCCAAUUCUACUGGGUUGUAGCGUCAUCGUGAUCUUUGAUGCUUAUGAUCAGAUGGCACCCCAGGCUCGUUUGAAGAAGGGGCAGGUCACUGCAGAGCUAGCUCGGGACUACCAACUGUAUAAGACCAAUGUCAAGGAACUAAUCCUGCGUCGUUUUCACGACGGCAAGCUGGAAUACGUCUUUACUGAAAUCAAAGGGGUUGCAGAGUACGGUUCGCCGGCUGUUGCCUCCAACUUUGUCGAUUUCACAGCCACGCAAACCGAGGACAAGCGAGUGACUUUCAUUGAGCCAUCAAGACGCCUCGGAUUCGGUCUUGCGGUGCGCUCGGCACUGAGGAUGACGGAAACGCCUCAUGUCUGGAUACAGCAGCACGACUGGGCUCUGGUCGCCGACAUCCCAAUAGACCCACUAUUAGAGAUCAUGACAGCUUCCGAAGGUGACGAGAACGCACCCGUCAAGUACGUGUGCUUAGCCGCAGUCCGCAUGCUAUCUUACGCUACAUCUGCAUACGUUACCAAUUUUAAAAUGCUGCGGGAGUUGACUUCGUCACUCAAGCGUGAUUUUGCGUCGAAAUCUCAACCCGGCGUCAAGAUACCGCUGACGCCCCUAUUCUUUUGGCACGACAAACCCCACAUCGUGUCGACUGAGCAUUACCUGACUCGAGCCUUUCCAACACGUCUGGCAAUGAAUCGUGGGGACUUUAUCGAAGACAAGGUUGGCCAGCGAGCGAGAACACAAAUGAAGGAGGGCUUGUGGUCGAAAUGGGCUUGCUGGCUUUACUACCCCGAUGAUGGUACGCGGUUGUGCUUACGACAUCUGCAAGGCCGGACAUGGAGAGGGACUGAAGCUCAGUUGAAACAGGCUGCUGCUUAUAGGUAUCAAAAUAUGCGUCAAAAUGAAGCACUUGUGCAGGAUGAAGACCCACGCAGUCUACCCGAAGAUUGGCUGGACACCUUAGCAGCGGAAUGA